AUGGUCUCACCACUCGGCUGUGCAAGAAGAUCUUGUACCGUAAAAUGGGCAUACAGUACAGGCGGGAUCGGAUCAGCCUCAGGCUCGGCCUGUGCGGGAGCCGCUAGUUGGGCUGGUGGUGGUGGAGGCGGUGACGGCUGGGAAACCGUCCGUUGUGUGCCCAAGGACUCCGGGAUGGCUGAUCCGGUCGCCGAGCUAGUUCGCAAGAACUCUAGGUCGGUUGAUGCGAGCAGCAGUCGUGCUAGACCUCGAGUCGAAGCUACCGAGCAACUGACUACAGAGACUCGCGAAACGGGAGCUCGGACCGGGCCGAACACUGGCGGUAUUGACCAUGAGAUCGAGGAGGUGGAGGAAGAGAAUCAGGAGGAGAACGCCACUGAAGCAGACGUUGCCGAGGACAACCUCGAAGCAGUGUACCAUGCUUCACCACCACUUCCAAGGCGAAGGAUCGUUCGUCCCAACAACGUGCCGUCUUCUUCUAUUUCUCCGGGUGCUGUUCAGGCCGUACUCGAAGAAAACGGGCUCUCGGACCAAGUCAUCUUUAUAAUUCCAGAAGCUGGAGAUCGGCCGUGGGACGUCCCCGAAGGCUUCCUCUGCGUCUACUUGACCUAUUUCACGCAGUGCGGGCUCUCGCUUCCAAUCCCUUCCCGUCUUCUUGGGUACUGUAAUCGGCAUGGCGUAGCUCUCACACAAGUGAUGCCGGCCUCAAUAACGAACUACGUAGGGUUCGUUACUUUAUGCGAUGAGCUCGGCGAAAUCCCAUCCACUCGGCUUUUUGAAGACCUCUUCUCGGUCAACAUCCACAAAUCCAAGGAUUGGUUCUUCGCAGCGAACGCCAAGCCGAGAAAGAACAUCGUUACUGGGCUAAGCCCAGUAAAUUCAAUGACUGGGAAUCCCAGUUGUCAUCUCUCAAGUCUUCUUCUCAACUCCGGACUAACUUCCGAAUUUGAAGCCGCUUUUAGUGAGGCCGGUAAACGCCGUUGGCCCGAAGUUUGGGAAGAAAUCCUUCAACGUCGAGCUAAGAAAGCAGGUUCCGUCCAAGAACCAAAGCCGCUGAAACGAAAAUCUCGAGCUAACAAGCCCCGACCUGCUCCGAGACGAAAAGCGCCGAAAUCGCGAGCUAAACGAACCCGAACAGCAAGGAUGCUUUUGCUUGAUGAAAUCCCAACUCUGUUCGAUGAAGAGGAGCCGAACGUUGCAGAUCCGACUCCUACCCUUGCCGCCGAAGGGACCAACGAGCAGCCUGGAGAACUGCCGCCUGUUGCGAACUCACCUGACCAGGCUGGUCAGAAGAAGUUGAAGAAGAAGAAGUCCUCAAAGAAGAUUAAGAGGAUUGAAGAAUCUUCUCGGGUGCAAGGUGCUGCUGAUGAGCUCGAGCUACCGACAGUUGUGACGUCGGACCUUGCUAUGCCUCAGGAUCGAGCUGAGGCCUCACAUUCCCGGAAAAGGCAGGAAAGAGAUCAAGCCGAGGGUUCUCCAGGAUCAGAGCCGGCUAAGAGGGCUAAGGUCUACUUUGACUAUUACGAGGAGACCCCCUUUGAGGAGAACGUCGAUGCCUGUGCCGACCUAUACCACAAGAUCUCAACCGAGGUUCCGAGUCUUCCGGCGAUCUCCGAGCUACGCUUUCCCAACUUGUAUAAGGGAAUUGCUCGUACAACUGCCGUGCUCGCCAGUCAGACCAACAACUUGGUCGCGGCGUAUGAAGUCGCACUGUAUGACGAGCAGGUUAGGAUCGCCGAGCUUGAGGAGAAGGUCGUCAAAGCGGAAGAACACCUUGCUACCAAGCUCCAAAUCAAUGACACUCUCCACUCUUCGGUCAAUCUGCUGAAGCAAGAGAGCGCGGAGUUGAAAGCGGUGAGAAAAGAGCUGACUGAGGCUCAAAGCAUGCUUGCUCAGGAGUUUGAGAAAGACCGGGAGCGGCUGCGGGACUUGGUGACCCACUGGAAGGGUCGAGUUAGGAGCGUUCACGCAAAGGCUUGCGAACGUUUAGAGAAGGUCAUCCGAAGCUUGGAUGAUGCUGAUCGGGCUCGUAAGCCGUACCUGGUGGUCAACCAGCUCAGUGGAGUUCUCGGCUUCAUUAAGCAGCUGAAGAAGAAAGGUUUCUACGAGGUCCCGCCAGAGAUGGUAGCCGACAUCGAGGCGAAGCAUGCUAAGGCGUUAGAAGAGUUUCGUUCAAUCGAUGCUUGCGUUCUCACCGAGGAGGAUAAGCGGAUGUCUCCUUUCCCGGACGAAAAUUAUGUCCCGAUUGCAAACGUGACUCAGAGUGCACAAGAUCUUGUGAGGGGCGAGCAAUUCGGAUCGAACGAGGACAUGCUGAACGCCGAUCAAGCUGCAACCUCAAAGACCACUUAG
Molecule: messenger RNA, 2352 nt
Organism: Eutrema salsugineum
Lineage: Eukaryota; Viridiplantae; Streptophyta; Magnoliopsida; Brassicales; Brassicaceae
Product: meiosis-specific protein ASY2-like
Exons: 5
Coding region: 1-2352 (783 amino acids)
Source: RefSeq, a predicted model, not a curated record